This is a messenger RNA of Condylura cristata (star-nosed mole), 3182 nucleotides long. RefSeq names its product zinc finger protein 189 (gene ZNF189). The record is from RefSeq and is a predicted model, not a curated record. NCBI's taxonomy places the organism in Eukaryota, Metazoa, Chordata, Mammalia, Eulipotyphla, Talpidae. Gene Ontology annotation, biological process: regulation of transcription by RNA polymerase II. The transcript has 3 exons. Gene Ontology annotation, molecular function: RNA polymerase II cis-regulatory region sequence-specific DNA binding; DNA-binding transcription factor activity, RNA polymerase II-specific. The coding region runs from base 305 to 2182 and encodes 625 amino acids.
GCGGGCGGUCAUAUCGCUACUUGGCUCAAAGGAGGAGAAAUUGGCAACCGGGAGAGGCUUUAGGGAGGCCUGAAUGGCUGCGCAGUCAGGCAGGAGCGAGGGUUCGACUUGUGGGUUGGCCAUGGAGAGAGUCUGAUAUGCUGCUGGGGUCGUGACCGCUUGGGGACCGAGGCAGGACCUGGCCAGAUCCAGCCUGGAGGCCUCGCCUUCAUCGGGCCUAAUUUCCAGCGGCCGGGUAGGCCGCACCAGAAGUUGCUGUCCGUACGGUCGCCCCGUGUUCCUGCCCUAAUUUUCAGGCCGGGAGAUGGCUUCCCCGAGCCCCACGCCGGAGCCAAAGGGGUUGCUGACAUUUGAGGAUGUGGCUGUGUUUUUUACCCAGGAGGAGUGGGAUUAUCUGGAUCCAUCUCAGAGAAGCCUGUAUAAAGAUGUCAUGAUGGAGAAUUACGGAAACCUGGUCUCACUGGAUGUUUUGAACAGAGAUAAAGAUGAGGAACCAACUGUGAAACAAGAAAUUGAGGAAAUUGAGGAAGAAGUGGAACCACAGGGUGUAAUAGUCACAAGAAUUAAAAGUGAAAUUGACCAGGACCCCAUGGGUAGAGAAACCUUUGAACUUGUUGGUAGGUUAGAUAAACAGAGAGGAAUCUUCUUAUGGGAAAUACCAAGGGAAUCUUUGACCCAGGAACAGAGAAUGUUUAGAGGCAACACUAACAUCCGUAAAAGACCAAAUUCAGAAGAGAAAUGCCAUAAAUGUGAAGAGUGUGGAAAGGGUUUUGUCCGCAAGGCCCAUUUUAUUCAACAUCAAAGGGUUCAUACUGGGGAGAAGCCUUUUCAGUGCAAUGAAUGUGGGAAAAGUUUUAGUCGCAGUUCAUUUGUUAUUGAACAUCAGAGAAUCCACACUGGGGAGAGGCCCUAUGAGUGUAAUUACUGUGGGAAAACCUUUAGUGUGAGUUCAACCCUUAUUAGACAUCAGAGAAUCCACACUGGAGAGAGACCAUAUCAGUGUAAUCAGUGCAAACAGAGCUUCAGCCAGAGAAGGAGCCUUGUUAAACACCAAAGGAUUCACACAGGUGAGAAGCCCCAUAAAUGUAGUGACUGUGGGAAGGCCUUCAGUUGGAAGUCACACCUUAUUGAGCAUCAGAGAACUCACACUGGUGAGAAACCUUAUCAUUGUACCAAAUGUAAGAAAAGCUUUAGUCGAAAUUCAUUACUUGUUGAACACCAGAGAAUUCACACUGGGGAAAGACCCCAUAAAUGUGGUGAAUGUGGGAAAGCCUUUAGAUUAAGUACAUACCUUAUACAACACCAGAAAAUACACACUGGUGAAAAGCCUUUUCUUUGUAUCGAAUGUGGAAAAAGCUUCAGUAGGAGCUCGUUUCUUAUUGAACAUCAGAGGAUUCAUACAGGAGAGAGGCCUUAUCAGUGCAAAGAGUGUGGGAAAAGCUUCAGUCAACUUUGCAACCUUACUCGUCAUCAAAGAAUUCACACAGGAGACAAACCCCAUAAAUGUGAGGAAUGUGGAAAAGCCUUUAGUAGAAGCUCAGGUCUUAUUCAGCAUCAGAGAAUUCACACCAGAGAGAAGACUUACUCAUACAAUGAAACUAAGGAAAGUUUUGAUCCAAGUUGUAGUCUUGUUAUACAGCAGGAAGUCUACCCUAAGGAAAAAUCUUACAAAUGUGAUGAAUGUGGGAAAACUUUUAGUGUCAGUGCACAUCUUGUACAACAUCAAAGAAUACACACUGGUGAAAAGCCCUACUUAUGUACUGUAUGUGGAAAAAGCUUUAGUCGGAGCUCAUUUCUUAUUGAACACCAGAGAAUACACACUGGUGAGAGACCCUAUCUGUGCAGGCAGUGUGGCAAAAGCUUUAGUCAACUUUGCAAUCUUAUUCGACAUCAGGGUGUUCAUACAGGUAAUAAACCGCAUAAAUGUGAUGAAUGUGGCAAGGCCUUUAGCCGGAACUCAGGCCUUAUUCAGCAUCAAAGAAUACACACAGGAGAGAAACCCUACAAAUGUGAGAAGUGCGACAAAAGUUUUAGUCAACAGCGAAGCCUUGUCAACCAUCAGAAGAUCCACUCAGAGGUGAAAAAUCAAGAAACUCAUGAAUGUGAUGCCUGUGGCGAAGCCUUCAAUUGCCGCUUAUCUCUUUUGCAGCAUCAAAAAUUGCAUACUGCGUGGAUGCAGUAAACGUAAGAGAAAUACUUUAGCUCAAUUUGACUUGAGACUAGCUACCCAAGUGCAGUUUCAGUACGGCUCAACCUGAGUCUGACAUUUGCUGGUAAAGCAGGUUUCCCUUUGCUUCACCCAAAUGGUUUCUAGAGUCUGUGAAUAACGGACAACUGCUUAUGGGCAUUUGAAGAUUUUAUUCUUUGUUUUGAUGAUGAUAAGGACUGAGUGAUUUAUGUACACAUCUUUCUUUAACAGUUGAAACCCAUGGUCAGAGCACUUAGUUAAAAGGAGGACAAAGUUGCAUUGGUACAAGAGAAGUAGAACCAGCUAAUGCUAGAAAACAGAAUUAUCCAAGGAAUCCUUUGCCGUCAUCUAUAGGUAGUCCUUCCAGUUCUGUGAUAUGUUUGGCCAUGCAUGUCAAAACUCAGUAAGAAAACAAAGCCCAAAUGGUUUUUUGGUGUUUUGAGGUUUUUUUUAUAUACAUAUAACUGGUAUUGAAAGUUUUUGUCGUUUAAGAAAGCCAGUUGUUUAGUGUGUAAGCUAAAGGCAGUUCUAAUGCCUUGUUUCCCUGAUAUGUGAGAUGAGUGGACCAUUAAUUUUACAUGUAAAAAUUAUGUGAUUAAAAGACCUAGCAAAGGUGUUACCAAGGAACCUUUUGGGAGUGCCUUUUUUUUUUUUUUUUCCUCAAGAUGGGCAUCAAAAAAAUGGAGCAAAACACUUCUCUUUGUGCCCUUCAAUCUGUGAAAAAUAUUUGUAAUACUAUACAAAUAACCAUACAUAUUCCUGUGCCACCAAUAGCAUGUGAAAGUGUACAUAUUUUGAUUACCAAGAAUUGGAAAUAAAAAUACCAGGAGUCUAUACUAGGAAGCAGAAGUAUUUUGAUAUUGCUUCAGUUUUUAUGGUAACUAGACUUUGCAUGCAAUUAAAAGAUCUAUUUCCUAGUUCUAGGGCUUCCCUUAGUUAAUGGCUAUACACUUAUUGAUUCAUCUGUUUUAAUCAUUAAAUCUAUUAUGUUUUU